AUGAAUCAACUGAGCGCCCAGACCGUGAAUCAAGUUUCGGAGGUCGAUGAAAGCGUACCCGAGAAAGCAGGGUCUUUGAAGACAAACGAUGCUGUGAGUAUACGCGGAGUUGCUGAAGUUCCUCGAGAUGAGGAACUUCGGUUGCUUCGCAAGUUCGACUGGCUCCUUCUACCACCGCUCACUUUCAUGUACCUUUGCAAUGCGUUGGAUAAGGGAAAUGUUGGAAACGCGAAGACAGACGGAUGGGAUAAAGACACUCAUUUGACGGGUGACCAAUACUACCUUUUGGUCAUGAUCUUCUACGUACCCUUCUGCUUAUUUGGCACACCGAUUAGUAUCUUCAUCAAGAGAUUCUCCGCCGCUCGAGUCUUGCCCAUCAUGAUGAUUGGUUUUGUAUGUAAUCUAUCCCCUAUUCUAUUGCAUAAUUUCUCGCAAAUCUUUGCUAUCAGAUUCUUUCUAGGCAUAUUCGAAUCAGCAAUGCUUCCUGGAGUGGUUUUCUACUUAUCUACGUUUUACAAGCGAAACGAGCUCGCCUCCCGAGUGGGCCUCUUCUAUGGUACGAUAGUAAGGCUGCCAUCAGGUCUUCUCGCUUUUGGAGUGUUUCAUAUCCAUGAUCCGAAAUAUCACUCUUGGCAAUUCUUGUUUUGGGUGGAAGGAGGGGCAACGGUCAUUUUUGCGGUCUUCGCCCUCCUUUGGCUGCCGCGGUCUCCCACCACAUGGUGGUUCCUCACGGAACGUGAAAAAGAAAUCGCUGCCAUUCGAAUCCUCUCCGACUCAUCUACUGCCGUGAAUGAAAAACUGAACAUUCGCGAUGCCUUUCGCCCUUUCAAGGAUUGGCACUAUUGGAUUUGGGCGUUUAUCAGCCUAGCGCUCGGUGUCCCUCUCGCAAGUGUUAACAACUUCCUGCCACAGAUUGUCGCAAGCUUAGGAUACAGCACCGUCAAGACCAAUUUAUAUACUAUCGCUCCGAACAUCGUGGGCACCGUCGCCCUUCUCGUCCUGACCUUCUCUUCUGACCAUUUCCGUGAACGGUCCAUCCACAUAUGCAUCCCAUUAGCGACGGCUUUGACGGGCUUUAUCAUAUUAGGCUGUAUCGACCCUACCGAAAGGAAGGCAGUAGCAUAUUUUGCGUGCUUUCUACUCACUAUGGGUGCUUUUGCACCUUCUGUGCUCGUUGCAUCGUGGUACGCCAAUAAUACGCCCAGUGAGAACCGCCGGGCUGUUGUUGCAGCAGUCAUGGUCGCCAUAGCGAACGCUGCUGGUCUCAUAUCUACGAAUGUCUUUCGUGCAAAGGAUGAGCCGAAAUACGUCCCUGCGCUUAUCACAUCUGCUGUGUUCGGUGCGUUUUGUCUGGUCCUUGUGGCAAGCAUGGGUGUGUAUAUGCGAUGGGAGAAUAGGAGAAAAAACAGGGAGCAAGGUGUCAGUAUCACGGCGGCUGAUGUCUCCACCCAGGCUCUGGGUGAGGGCCACCAGUCGCCUUCUUUCCGGUGGAUGUACUAA
Molecule: messenger RNA, 1500 nt
Organism: Heterobasidion irregulare TC 32-1
Lineage: Eukaryota; Fungi; Basidiomycota; Agaricomycetes; Russulales; Bondarzewiaceae
Product: major facilitator superfamily
Exons: 16
Coding region: 1-1500 (499 amino acids)
Biological process (GO): transmembrane transport
Cellular component (GO): membrane
Molecular function (GO): transmembrane transporter activity
Source: RefSeq, a predicted model, not a curated record